Molecule: messenger RNA, 1997 nt
Organism: Vidua macroura (Pin-tailed whydah)
Lineage: Eukaryota; Metazoa; Chordata; Aves; Passeriformes; Viduidae
Gene: OGFOD1
Product: 2-oxoglutarate and iron dependent oxygenase domain containing 1
Exons: 13
Coding region: 1-1614 (537 amino acids)
Biological process (GO): peptidyl-proline hydroxylation; regulation of translational termination
Cellular component (GO): cytoplasm
Molecular function (GO): L-ascorbic acid binding; peptidyl-proline dioxygenase activity; iron ion binding
Source: RefSeq, a predicted model, not a curated record
AUGGCCACCAAGCGUCACGGAGCGGCAGCGCCGGCGGCGGCGAAGCGCGGGAGGCGCGAGGCGCGCGCAGAGCUCUGCGCGGCCCUCGGGGACGCGGCGCUGCGGGAGCGCGUGGGGGCGGCCUGGGCCCGCGGGGAGCGGCUCCGGCACGAAGCGGUGGUGCUGGAGGCGGCCCCGUUCCGGCACGGUGUCAUUCCCGGUUUCCUGGCGGGCCCGGCUUUCGCGGAGGCGCUGCGGGAUGAGCUGCUGGGCCUCGGCUUCCGCGGGCGGCGCAACGACCUCCUCUCGCUGCGGCAGUCCGAGGAGCUGGGGGCAAGCCCGGAGCCCCACGUCGCUGCCCUGAGGCAUGCUCUGUGUGAAGAAUUCCAAGUGUGGCUUUCUGCUGUGACCCAGAUAGUGCUGGAGCCAACUAUUGACAUAUCCUGUGCUAAAUAUGAAUAUACUGAUGUCUUGCUGUGCCACGAUGACGAACUGGAAGGUCGGAGAAUUGCUUUCAUCCUGUACCUCGUCCCACCCUGGGAGAAAAGUGAUGGGGGAACGUUGGAUCUGUACAGCACAGACGAACACUUUCAGCCACAGCAAAUCACCAAGUCAUUAGUGCCUUCAUGGAACACACUGGUUUUCUUUGAAGUGUCUCCAGUCUCUUUCCACCAGGUGUCAGAAGUUGUGUCGCAGAAGUGCCGCCUGUCAGUGAGCGGUUGGUUCCACGGCCCGUCUGUGGCCAGACCUGCACGGCACAUUGAAGCCCCCUUGGCCAGAAGCCCACACAUCCCCUAUGAUCAUGAAAUAUUGUAUGAGUGGAUCAAUCAAGUUUAUAUGGACCUGGACUCCCAAGCUCAAAUCCAGGAGGAAUUUGAGGAGCGAUCAGAAAUUCUCCUGAAAGACUUUCUUAAGAAAGAGAAGUACCAACUACUAUGUGAAGCAUUGGAGAAUGAAGAGAUCCACUGGAGUAGUCGGGGGCCAGCCAAUAAAAGACUCUAUGAGGCAGCAGAGGAAGACAGCCUCCCUGACACCCUGAAGAAAUUCCUGCAGCUGCUGCGCUCUGAGGCCUUAUUUUUACUGCUUUCCAACUUCACUGGCCUAAAACUGCACUUCCUGGCUCCCUCUGAUGAGGAUGAAGAUGCUGAGGAGGGACAAGCAGCAGACACCAGUGGGCAAAGCAGUCCCAAACCUGAGCAGGAAGAGACUGAGCAACCAGCUAAUGGCAACCCUCAUCAGCCACACCAACCUGAGAACACCCCUGAAGCACAGGACGGCGAGACUCACAGCAGCUCAGGCACUCCUGUGUGUGCGGGGGAGCUGCGACGCUGGACCCACGGGCACUAUACUCUUGUCCACGACUCUCAAGCCACAGAAUUUGCUCUUGAUCUGCUCUUCUUCUGUGGCUGUGAAGACUGGGAUCCUGAAUAUGGUGGCUUUACUUCCUACAUUGCUAAAGGUGAAGAUGAAGAGCUGUUGACAGUGAAUCCAGAGGAAAACUGCUUGGCCUUAGUUUAUAGAGACAAAGAAACGAUGAAGUUUGUGAAAUACAUCAACCAUCGAAGCUUGGAACGCCUGAACAAACAUCCAAACAGAACAGGAUUUUGGGAUUUUUCCUUUGUCUAUUAUGAGUGAUGGUGUAAUGUGACCACUGUCACAGAGAAUGGUAGUGGGUGGUGGGCAGGUUGCUACCCAGACAUUCAGUUCUGACCUAAGCACAGACAAACUUUGCUUGUGCAACUCCAUCACACUGCAUAAUGGGGGGCAGGUGGUUUUUUUUUUCCUGCAAAAAUGGAAAUUCAGUCUUUUCCUGUAUCCAUUGUAACACACUCUCAACUGCUUUUAGUGCUCUGUAGGUGAGGUUGUCACAACAACUGUCACCUUUCCAGCUGUUUUCUCAUGGGAGCAGCACAGUGGCAUCUCUGACCCAUCAGGGUGAGAAUUACAACUGUCCAUUGCCCCAGGCUGCUGACUGACUUUAUUAAAAAAAAAAGGAACCUCGUCAGUUAAAUGUUUCA